AUGUCGAGUGUUUUCAGACUUACGAAUAUGGUGUUGGCCGAUUUAGGCCGGAAAAUCCGAAAUGCCAUCGGGAAAUUAGGCCAGGCAACAGUAAUUAAUGAAGAAGAACUGAAUAGUAUGCUGAAAGAUGUUUGUACAGCUCUUCUCGAGGCUGAUGUUAAUAUUCGUCUUGUGAAACAACUGAAAGAUAAUGUGAAAAAAACACUUGAUUUCGAUGAAAUGCCUGGUGGUGUUAAUAAAAGGCGUCUCAUUCAGCGUUGCGUUUUUACUGAACUUGUCAAAUUAGUGGAUCCGGACGUUAAAGCUUUUCAACCAGUUAAAGGAAAGCCAAAUGUCUUCAUGUUUGUUGGUUUGCAAGGUUCUGGGAAAACUACCACUUGUACUAAAUUAGCUUACUACUAUCAGCGAAAAGGAUGGAAAACUUGCCUAAUUUGUGCAGAUACGUUUCGUGCAGGUGCCUUUGACCAAUUAAAGCAGAAUGCUACAAAAGCUCGGAUACCUUUUUAUGGGAGUUACACUGAGAUGGAUCCGGUGGUGAUUGCGACUAAUGGUGUUGCAAAGUUCAAAGAAGAUGGGUUUGAAAUUAUAAUUGUUGAUACAUCAGGUCGUCAUAAGCAAGAGACCUCACUAUUCGAAGAAAUGCUUCAAGUGUCUAAUGCAGUGAAUCCAAAUAAUGUUGUAUUUGUUAUGGAUGCUUCAAUAGGUCAAGCUUGUGAAGCACAAGCCAAAGCAUUUAGUGAAACAGUCGAUGUCGGUUCAGUAAUCAUUACUAAAUUGGACAGUCAUGCAAAAGGUGGCGGAGCAUUAUCAGCUGUAGCGGCAACGAAGUCUCCAGUCAUUUUUAUUGGUACUGGUGAACAUAUUGAUGACUUUGAGGCUUUUGAGGUAAAAGCGUUCGUUCAGAAAUUACUUGGAAUGGGUGAUAUUGAAGGUUUGGUGAAAAAAGUGAAUGAAAUAGGUAUUGAAGAUAAUGAAGAAUUGAUCAAACGAUUAAAACAUGGAAUGUUUACCUUACGCGAUAUGUACGAGCAGUUCCAGAAUAUUCUGAAAAUGGGACCUUUUAAUCAAAUUAUGAGUAUGAUUCCUGGCUUUGGUCCUGAUUUCAUGUCUAAAGGAAAUGAGCAAGAGUCACAGUCACGAUUAAAAAAAUUAAUGACAAUAAUGGACAGUAUGUCAGAUGCAGAGCUGGAUCAUCCUAAGGCAAAUGAUUUGUUUUCAAAAGAGUCAGGUCGCAUUCAGCGUGUAGCUAGAGGUAGUGGAACUGCAGUCAGUGAAGUCAAAGAACUUUUGAUGCAAUAUAAAAAAUUUGCUGAUAUGGUUAAGAAGAUGGGAAGUAUGAAAGGCUUAUUUAAGAAUGGCGAUAUGAAUACUAAAAACAUCAAUCCAUCACAAUUGCAAAAAUUGAAUCAACAAAUGGCAAAAAUGAUGGAUCCUCGCGUAUUACAGCAUAUGGGUGGCAUGGGAGGUUUGCAGAAUAUGAUGAGACAAUUACAAGGAGCAUCAUCUGCUAUGUCUAACAGAAGGAAUAAUUAA
This is a messenger RNA of Dracunculus medinensis (Guinea worm), 1533 nucleotides long. Lineage: Eukaryota; Metazoa; Nematoda; Chromadorea; Rhabditida; Dracunculidae. The record is from the annotation of a GenBank genome assembly.